Amoebophrya sp. A120 is the source of this 3190-nucleotide messenger RNA. The record is from the annotation of a GenBank genome assembly. Lineage: Eukaryota; Dinophyceae; Syndiniales; Amoebophryaceae.
AUAAAUUCGAAUUGUUGUGCCUCUGUUCCAAGACGAAGGUUCUGGGGAAUAGCAUCGCGUCCUUUUGCGGCAAGUGUACUUCAUCGCGAUUGAUGAGUCCCUACAUGACAUUGACACCAGGCAACUUUGUAGUUACAGAAAGAUCGUCCCCUAUUUCCAUUCGUUUUUCCUACCCAGACGCAUUGCCCCGUCGUAAGUACAAGAACUUCCUUGUCGCAGUUUACUCACAUAUGGUGCAUACUCUUCCCGCACUUACCAGUGAUUCUUUCCCGAGCUUUGCUUGAAUGUUAAGUACUUAUAGACCUUCACCUUUUGUUUCCUUGUGAGAAGACUCCGUGCUGCGCCGCCUCUUUUUCGAGCUCUAGAUGUCGGCGAGUGAAGAUUUUUUGUGACCCACAAAAGAACAUGAAAGGAACUACGGCUGCAGUCCCACCCCGAGCCCCUUUUGCCGGUUUUCGGUUUUACCUGAAGCUAUGUUUGGUCUACUCCACCCUGUUUGUCCUCCUCCCGUUCUACUUCCUCGUCCCACCGCUGGAGCAGAGCUUCUACCUCUUGCUGCUUUUCAACCUCAUCCCGCUGAUAACCACCCAUGUGUGGUUUUGGAUCCAUAUUCUCGGCACGGUACCGCUGUUGAUUCUCCUCUUUCCCAUGUUUGCUUUACUCCACCCGGAAUGGGACGCGGCCAUCCUUUUCGAGGGCGCGGCGCCGGCGCAGCUUCCGGUGAUUUACUUCCACCCAGACCUCGCGGAAAGGUUGGAUCACAAGCUCGCGUGGAGAAAAGCGCUGGAGGCAGAACGAGUUCCCAUGCCAGACUUGGUGGGAGUCCUGCAAAUAGAAAUCCGGAGAACUACUGGUGUCGACUUUAGAUCUUCUGAGACGACGGAAGACAACGACGCCAGUAGUGCUGCCGGAAUAUUAAACGAGGAUGAACGAGAGGACGACGAAAUGGACGACUCUUCGGACCACCACUCUUACCUGGGUCUCUACGGAAGCCACGACCACCACGACGUGUUUGACCACGCUAGCGGAAAGUACUUAACCUGUGUGCGGUUUCAGGACGCGCACGCAUGGCGAAAAAAUAGCAGAAGUGGUAGCGAAGGAGUAGAUCGUGAAAAGCAGAAAGGUCAAACAGAAGCAACGGAAAAGAAGGAAAUCGCAGGAGCAGCUGGUGCGCCACAUCACCCGGCAGAUGAGGGGCUGAAAAUGAUUGACCUUGAAAAGCAACUCGUGAUCAAGCCGGACGUCGGGACGUUUGGCAUCGGUGUGCAGGUCGAAAGUUUGCGAAACUUUCUGCACGCUACCAAAAGUAAAAAUGUCUGGGUCUGGAAACUUGUGAUGCUGGGUGGCGUCUCAUGAUGAGGCUGCAAAUGCUGGCUCAGCAUGACAAGUUUCUGAGCUCCUAGGUGUUGCCUAUUCUGCAUGACAAACUGCGCUUCUGCAUCACAGAAAAACGGAGCUCUUGGGCAACGUGCGUGACAGAUUUAAGAGUCAUGCCAGACAAGCAUGACAAACAUGAAUUUUUCCAGACCCAGACACUUUUACAUUUGAUACACGCGCGGUUACUGCAAAAAGGCGUGUCUUUUGAGGAGAACAUCGAGAAGAGCGGCGUUGCGGGAACAUUGGAGAAGUUGGCGUGUCCUCCCCAGGUGGACGGUGUUCUUGCCGCUGCUGGUACAACUGCAGAAACUAGUCUGGUGGUCACGUCGCGCGAAACCUACAUCAUUGAAGAACUUUUGCACGACGCCGAGGACAGUUCACUGGCACGGACCUACCGGCUAACCACGAUGAUGGACCAUCGGCGCGGGGAGGGAAAGCAAGCCGUGACAGGAGACACGAAAUCAGUACAGGACGUUGAUGAACAGGAAGGCAAUUUUUACGAAAUGAAGAACACCGAAAUGCUAGAGAACAGCGACGCAAGUAGAACUCCUGCGACUUCAUUACCCCGGGCCACUGCCGUGGGGCUUUUGCAGGUUGCGGAUAAGGCUAGCAAGCAGGUGUCGAAUCGCGGUGAAAUCGAGGUUUUGGAUCCGUCUACUGCGUUCGACGGCUCGAAGAAGGAGCUGUCCUACGAGACCACUCGCGACCAGGUGGUCCGGCUCCACAGUGCGUACUUUCCCCAAGCCCCCUCUAUCGGCUGGGACCUGCUCUUCGACGCGAGUCGCGGCGGUUUCGUGGUGCUGGAGGGAAAUCUCGGCGCCGGCAUCUGCUGGCGAAACGCGGUCGCCUGUCCGAAGCUGUUAGCCACGGCGGACACGUUCUUUCGGGCCUUCUACCGGGAGCGGGUGGUGCCGAGAUUGAGAAAGCACGUCGCGCUGUAUUUCGGGGUGUCGCCAGUGGAGAACGAUUUGCGAGCUUUUUUCUCGACCAUGGCCUUGAUUUUAACCGUCAACGCGAUCGUUCUCACCGUGCCAUUCACGGUCGUUUUCGCGUGUCGACGGCUAAUGAUCUGUGCGUGUCUGCCGAUAACAACAGAUCUCGAUGAAAGCGGUCUAGAUGCGGACAUCGAGAGCAAUAUCAACGAUAGGGAUGAAGUUCCUGAGGAAGACGGCGCAGCUUCGGUGAACAAUCAGAAAGGUAUCGUAUCCAUUGCGUACGUGCAGGGACGACCUUCCGCGCAGGACAGCGCUGCAGUCUGUUUUUGUUUCCCACGUAUAGCGGGAAUAUUUUGUCGCAAUUGCUUCUUGCUAACAUGUGGUUUCCUUCACCGAGUUUUCAAUUGUGGACCUAGUGUGCAGACAAUAAAGAUACCCUCCAUGUGGUCCGACUUUCAUUUCAAAAAAGUCGCCUCCCAAGAAGCAAACGACAUAGAACUUGGAGCCUACGUUCGCGAGUAGAUGAAACCGCUCUGAAAUUUUUAGACGUAAUAUUUAUAGUAGGGUAGUUACCGUGAUUGAACAACGAUACAGAAUACAAAGCUCAGAUAGAUACGCUUGUGGUCCUCAUAGAUUUUCUAAUCCAUGCUGAUGCACAUCUAACUGUAUUUUAGUUGACGAGGGAUGUCGAAAUUCACUGCUACUUAAGGUAAGAACAAUUCCAUAUCAUAGUGCACACGAGAACCUCCACUCAAAAGUUCACCUAGAACAUACGCAUUAAGACACAUGAACCCAGUUCCAUUUUCUCUGCGGCCUGUGCCGUUAGCUGGCCUGGUACAACAAACAGCAUGAAAGAAUAUAGGAAAAAAGCACCUGCU